Mugil cephalus (flathead mullet) is the source of this 2525-nucleotide messenger RNA. RefSeq names its product peripherin 2a (retinal degeneration, slow) (gene prph2a). The transcript is spliced from 3 exons. Lineage: Eukaryota; Metazoa; Chordata; Actinopteri; Mugiliformes; Mugilidae. Bases 410 to 1444 code for a protein of 344 amino acids. The record is from RefSeq and is a predicted model, not a curated record. Gene Ontology annotation, cellular component: membrane. Gene Ontology annotation, biological process: visual perception.
CUCGGCAAUCUUCCACCUCUCCUAGAGAACGGAACAUCGCGAUUAGCCUCACCUGUGCGUUUGGGAAGAGAAACAGGUAAAAGUUUGGAGAAUUAAACCCUUGUGAACUUUGAAGUUUCUGGCACAAUGGGAGAGGAGAUAGCUUUGAAGAAAUAACACUCGAGUAUCCUCUUGAGUUUUUCAUCUCUGCUCCUUGGCUGUGUGAUGGAUUACAGGCUGAGCUGAGUCUCCUGUCCAGGUGGACCAGCCAGAGGAGACCCCGAUAACAAAGAAAAAGGGAAACAAGUGCGGCAGUUUGGCAAAUUCAAGAAGAUCCAUCUAAACUAAGGGGCAAUCUUGGAGCUCUUGCGGGUCCGGAUCACCAGUUGACUCUCUUCUUCACAGGAAAGCACACAUCACAGGUUGAACCAUGGCUUUGAUGGUGGUUAAGUUUGAUCUAAAAAAGCGAGUGAAGCUCGCUCAAACUGUUUGGUUCAUGUACUGGUUUGCUGUAAUGGCUGGUGUGCUGGUCUUAAGCAUGGGCCUUUUCUUCAAGAUUGAGCUGCGGAAGCGCUCAGAACUCAUGGACAACAACGAGAGCCACUUCUUGCCGAAUCUUCUCAUAUUCAUGGGUCUAAUAAUCUGCGCCAUCAACGCCUUUGGAGGCAAAGUCUGUUACGACUCUCUGGAUCCUGUCAAGUUUGCAAAGUGGAAGCCCAUGUUGAAGACCUUCUUGGUAUUUUGCAUGGGCUUUAACGUUCUUUUGAUUAUCACGUCCCUGCUAUGCUUCUUGAUGAGGAUCCCGCUGCAGUUCACGCUGGCUGAGGGGCUGAGAAACGGCAUGAAGUUUUACAAGGACACGGACACACCGGGACGCUGCUACAUGAAGAGGACCCUGGACCUGAUGCAGAUGGAGUUUCGUUGCUGCGGAAAUGACAACUACAGAGAUUGGUUUGAGAUUCAGUGGGUUAGCAACCGCUACUUGGACUUCAGCGCAAAGGAAGUCAAAGACCGCAUUGGGAGCAACGUUGACGGACAGUAUCUGAUGGACGGAGUCCCGUUCAGCUGCUGCAACCCCAGCUCCCCCAGGCCCUGCAUCCAGUAUCAGAUGACCAACAACACGGCCCACUACAGCUACGACCACUACACCGAGGAGCUCAACGUGUGGAGGCGCGGCUGCCGCGAUGCCCUGCUGUCCUACUACGGAGGCAUGAUGAACACCAUCGGAGCCCUGGUGAUUCUGGUCACUAUGCUGCAGGUUGCUGUGACUAUCGGCCUGCAGUACGUCGACACCUCCCUGUCCACCCUGGCCAACCCGGAGGACCCGGAGAGUGAGAGUGAGGGCUGGCUCCUGGAGAAGACAGUGAAGGAGACGUUCACUGACAUCAUGGACAAAAUGAAGUCCAUGGGCAAAGGCAGCAAGGUGGAAGAGGGGGGCGAGGUACAGGUCGCCACCGUGAGCUGAGCUACUCCCACACCAGAACAAAAAACUGACACCACUCCCAGCUAAUGAGGAGGAAAAUGUGCGAUUGCUAUGUUUUUCUACCAUCAUUUAUUUUGAGGGAUUACCUGCUCACACAUUUGGUUACGAACUCAUUUUAAACGGACUCAUUACAAAUGGACUCCUGGGAUAAAUAACGCUGUAUACGCCUACAUAGUGAAAUUAUGAUUGAGAUGAGAAAUGGUUUUUAAUCUUUGGUUUUCCCCAAUCAAAUAAGUCUCAAGCUCUAACUUUGCUUCAUAUUUUACAGUUUUGGUUUCUGGUACUCGCUCAGUUUGGAUUUGGAUGCUUUUUUUUUCCCCAAAAAGAAAGUAAAUAAUUACUGAUAAAUGUCUGAUGUUUUAAUAUUCAUAAAGUAAGUAUAUAAUUUGCCCAUUAUAUGGUUGUCACAUAGUUAUUUUGUGUGUCAGAGAUGGUGGCCAAAGGUGCAGAUCCAUGAUACUUACAACCCAGGAGACACAGGAGAGUGUUUUAUUUUUGUUGACCAGUCUAUAGUCCUUUGGCUUUUAGCUGCUACUGUACAUAUAAAAUACAACAGAAAAAGCAAACACAAUGCUCUUUUUAUACUCCUGUCCACCUUUGGACAAGCUCCUGAGAAGGAGUAAAAUUCUGAAUUGAACAAAUCAGCAUGAAUUCUGGGUGUAUGUUGCAUGGUUGAAGCGUGAGGCACGGGAAUCUGGAGGUGUAUCCCGGAGUGACGCUUGAGGAAACUCCUAACCUGUGGAAGGCGAACUGAAAUUGGCAGCUAAAUCUCGGCUCCUGACCCCUGUACUGUAAUCUCAGAUCGUCUUUGAAGUCUCCCUUUGUGCAUUCAGUAUCUAUAUGUAUAUUCUAACAAGCGGGUUGCUGUCUUUGUACAUAGUGUAGAAAUGACAAAAACAUUUUUUAAGAUAAUGUAAUUAAGCUAAAUCUUUUAUUUAAAAACUAUGUAAAGUUUUUUUUUUUUUUUUUUUUUCCAAAUGAUUAUUUUUGUGUGCGGGUCUGUUUAGAAGAGACUUUAUAAUGAUUGAGUACAUGAAUAAAAGAUUUUAGAGAUGUGAUCAGA